GGCUAAAGUCCAAAUAAAAUCACAUUGGAGACAAAAAUGGUGAUGAAGCUUUUCAUUUGUGAAGUCUUCUCUUAAUUUGUUGUGAUGGCAGAUAGUAAAGAAGCAGCACAAGUAGUAUCAAUUACCAUAUAUCCACUCAAAUCAUGCCGUGGUAUUUCAGUUCCUGAAGCAGCCCUUUCUUCUACUGGAUUUCGAUGGGAUCGGUCGUGGAUCGUUGUGAACUCCAAAGGUAGAGCAUGUACUCAAAGAGUAGAGCCAUCGCUUGCUCUGGUUGAGGUUGAACUGCCAAAUGAGGCAUUAUCAGAGGGCUGGGAACCAAAUCCAAGUUCAUUUUUAGUGAUAAGAGCUCCUGGAAUGGAUGUGCUUAAAGUCCCACUGGCUGAACCAUCCGAAGUAGCAAACGGUGUCUCCGUGUGGGAAUGGUCUGGCUCUGCUUUGGAUGAAGGAGAUGAAGCAUCAAACUGGUUCUCCAAAUAUCUAGGGAAACCUAGUCGUCUCGUACGUUUCAAUGAAGCAUCACAGUCUAGACCUACCGACCCUAAUUAUGCUUCUGGGUACAAAAUAAAAUUUAAUGAUGCGUAUCCCUUCCUCCUUAUAUCCCAGAAAUCACUGGAUGUAUUAAACGAGCAACUCAAGGAGCCUGUGUCAAUUAACCGCUUCAGACCAAAUAUCCUCAUUGACGGAUCCGGUCCAUUUUGUGAAGAUUUAUGGAAGGAUGUCAAAAUAGGUGAAAAUACAUUCCAUAGCACAGAAUUAUGCUAUCGCUGCAAGGUACCAACAAUUAAUCAAGAAACUGCAGAAGCAGGUUUGGAGCCAAGUGAAACGCUCAUGAAGUUCCGUUCAGAUAAAGUCCUAAAAACAAAUAAGAAACCGCAAGGACGAAUUUACUUUGGUCAGAUGUUAGUAUGGGAGGAUUCUGUUGCACAAGAGAAGAGAAAGACCAUCAAAGUGGGUGAUCCUAUCUAUGUCCUCAAGAUGGUUUCGUCCUAUGAUGAUGUAUCUGUGUGAGACUAUGUACGUGUGUACGUACUUUAUCCGUCAGCUACGAUCGUAUACAAUUGUAGUUAUUGGCAUUGAAUGUUGUAAAAACACAACUUAUGAGAUAAAGAACCAGAAAUUUGUAUGUCUAAUAAAUAAUUGUGUGGUUGCAUUUAUUCACUUUUUUUGAGUGCUA
Messenger RNA from Solanum pennellii, 1174 nucleotides. Its product is annotated as mitochondrial amidoxime-reducing component 1-like. Gene Ontology annotation, molecular function: pyridoxal phosphate binding; molybdenum ion binding; catalytic activity. The record is from RefSeq and is a predicted model, not a curated record. The transcript has 8 exons. Bases 85 to 1008 code for a protein of 307 amino acids. NCBI's taxonomy places the organism in Eukaryota, Viridiplantae, Streptophyta, Magnoliopsida, Solanales, Solanaceae.